Molecule: messenger RNA, 1113 nt
Organism: Brettanomyces nanus
Lineage: Eukaryota; Fungi; Ascomycota; Pichiomycetes; Pichiales; Pichiaceae
Gene: HSV2
Product: Phosphatidylinositol 3,5-bisphosphate-binding protein
Exons: 1
Coding region: 1-1113 (370 amino acids)
Biological process (GO): protein lipidation; nucleophagy; autophagy of mitochondrion
Cellular component (GO): cytosol; extrinsic component of membrane; phagophore assembly site membrane
Molecular function (GO): phosphatidylinositol-3-phosphate binding; phosphatidylinositol-3,5-bisphosphate binding; protein binding
Source: RefSeq, a predicted model, not a curated record
AUGAAUACCCACAAGCCUUUGGGAUAUGAACACAAUUUAUCGGAAUCCAAGUUAUUGAAUGCGGCGUUCAACCAGGAUCAGUCUUGUUUUGCCAUUUGCCAUGAAUCAGGGUUUCGUGUCUAUAAUACGGAUCCCAUGGAGCUACGAAUGAAGAGGAACUUCAGUUCAUCCCGUCAAAAUAGCGGUAUUGGACUCAUCACGAUGCUUUAUCGAACCAAUUAUGUGGCUCUUGUUGGCGGUGGCAAACAGCCGCGAUAUCCCGUCAACAAACUCUGUAUAUGGGACGAUCUCAAGAAAAGGCCAUCGAUGUUUUUAGAGUUUAUGAGUCCCAUAUUGAAUGCAUUGAUGACUCGGAUCCGCAUUAUUGUUGUCCUACGUAAUCAGGUGCUUGUCCAUGCCUUUGAGAGCCGUCCCAGGCUUCUUGGCAGCUAUGAAACGUACGAUAAUGAUAACGGCGCAUGUGACUUAUCGAUAAACGAGCGGAACAGUAUACUCGCAUUUCCUAGUAGAUCAGUGGGGCAGAUUCAGUUGGUAGAUAUCUCCCCAGGGAAUCAGGACAGGAACCUUAUUUCGAUAAUUAAGGCGCAUAGGGCGAAGAUUCAAUCACUAUGCAUGUCCAAUCUGGGUAACAUGGUGGCCAGUGCCAGUGAGACAGGCACUUUAAUAAGGAUACAUGAUACUGCCAACUGUGCGUUGAUGUUUGAGUUUCGAAGGGGUCUUGAUAAGGCUAUAGUUACUAGCAUGAAGUUUUCUCCGGAUGAUUCCAAAUUGGCAGUUCUUAGUGAUAAGAAUACUUUACACGUAUACAGUUUAAGGGAGAGAUUAGGGAUGGAAGGAAUUGAUUCUGGAAAGAACCAGGCGCAUUUCUUGAAGGGAUUUCCGAUGAUGCCAAAGUAUUUCAAGUCUACUUGGUCAUUCGCAUCGAAGGAUGUUGGUCGAAGAGAGGAUUUGGUCAAUGACUUUGGAGUGAUUGGCUGGUCAGAUAAUGAGAGUAUUAUCAUAUUGUGGAAAAUGAAAGGAAUCUGGGAGAAGUACGUAAUGGUGGACACUAUGGGAGAUCAGGGAAGGAAGUGGGAGAUUGUUAGAGAAGGAUGGAGAAGGCUUUAUGAGUAA